Messenger RNA from Fonticula alba, 2878 nucleotides. RefSeq lists its product as hypothetical. The transcript is spliced from 4 exons. The coding region runs from base 65 to 2878 and encodes 937 amino acids. The record is from RefSeq and is a predicted model, not a curated record. Lineage: Eukaryota; Rotosphaerida; Fonticulaceae.
CCCCCUCCCAUCUCCCCCACGGCCGCCCACACCCAGCCGCACUCGCACAGCCUCCACGGUCGCCAUGGGGUCCAUCUGGUUUUUGGACUUCAUGCUGAUGGUCCUCGGGCCGGUGCUGGUCAUCUGCGGCGCCCUCUACUUCUCGCGCCUGCACCAUGAGCCGGUCCGCACGCGCGGCGCCUGGCACAAUACCGUCAGCGCCGCGGCCGGCCUGCUGACCUCCGUCGGUGUGGCCCUGGCCGACCACCAUCCCCGCACGGACUGCCACUUCAGCUUCGCCGUCAUCAACAGCUUCCCGAUCCUCUGGUCGCUGCCGGUCAUUGGCCGAGGCUUUCUCCUGUACCUGGAGAAUGAGUUCCACUCGCUGACCCUGUCGACAUCGUCGGUGGUCGGGGGCGGCGGGUCCUCGCACGGCGAGCCGGAGAUCGACGACACCCCCGGGUCCAGUGCCUCCAUGGAGUCCCUCUCCUCGCCGCCCCACUCGCCGCCCUUCUCCGGCACGGCCUCCUCCUCGGACGACCUGUCCGAGGUGAAGGGCUCCCCGGACAAGCACAGCCCCCUGGGCGUGGUGUCGCCCCAUUCCAGCCAGGCCCUGGGCCCGGUGACCGGGCUGACCGGCGACACGACCCUGCCCCUGGCAUCCGGCACCGGUGACCGGCCGGCCAGCACCCACCGCAGCCUCACCUCCACCACCGGGUCGCACCUGCACGCCACCGACGACCUGCUGAACACCCUCGACGACCGGUCCAUGCCGGAGCACAUCCGCAAGGACAUCCAACGCCUGCGCCGGGUGGUCUACUGGCGGAAGACCAUCUCCCCCUGGUGGGCCCAGAUCGCCAUCUACACGGCCAUGGUGGCCAUCAACAUGGUCCUGUCCUUUGCCCUGCUCUACAGCGGCGGUGAUCCCGACCGGUACAUCGGCCCGCGCACCGGGGCCACCCUCCCGGGCAGCCUGGACGGCGAGUGCAGCCCCCACAUGCUGGCCGUCAUCGCCGUGUCCACCAUGGUGUGCCUGGUUCUGGGCCUGGUCCUGGUCUGGAUCCUGUGGAACCGCCGGGAUGUGUACAAGAUUAAGCAGGAGCUCGGUGUCUUCCUCGGCAUCGCCGUGGUGGGGUUCAUUGUCUUCGUCAUCACGGUGGUCGGCGACUGGAACCACCAGGUCUCUUCCAAUGUCACGGUGGUGGUGAUUGUUGUCUGCAACAUUUGGCUCUUCACCUUCCCCUAUGUGUUGUCCUUCUCGCGGUUCUUCCGCAAGUUGACCAACUACUCGCCCGACUCGCGGGAAAGCUUCUUCAGCGACUUGACGUCGGCCGGUGGCGCCGGGGCCGGGGUCGACCCGGCCGGCGAAUCGGGCUCCUUCCGCACCGCGUCCGGCGUGUACAUCGGCUUCGGCACGGCCGAUGACCCCGCCGGGCUCGGGGGCCCUGGCAUUGGCAGCGCCGGGAACACCGGCGGCAGCAGCCGCUUCCGGGCCCUGGGCUUUGCCUCGCGCCAUGCCAACAACUCCGACACCUCCGACGUCAAGCACUACUUCUCCACCGAGAUGUCCCAGCUGGAGCAUGGGACCCCGCACGGGGGCCGCAGCGGGGUGGCCACUCCGGCCGCGCCGGCCGGCGGGCAGAGCCUCAUCGGCGACUCGCUGGAGUCCCUGUCGGCCAGCAACUCGCCGAACACCUCCUGCACCUCGAUCACCAUCGAGACGACCACCACGUCGGUCGUCAGCACCACCGGGCCGGCGGCCGGCCCGCGCGGCGGCCGGCGCCCCAGCCAUGCGGCCCUCGGCUCGGGUCCCGGCUCCUCGGGCGAUGACUCCAGCGAGCGGCGCAUCCUGCGCUUUGACAUCUUCGCGCGCCAUGCGCCGGCCGAGGCCCGGCGCUCCUUCGAGGAGUUCUGCAAGAUGAGCUUCUCCACCGAGCAGCUCUUCUUCAUGCGCAGUGACGACAACUACCGGCGCAGCCACAAGCGCAGCAUCAACAAGCGCUACGCGGCCGCUGCCAAGAUCAUGGACACCUUCAUCCGCGCAAACUCCACCCACGAGCUGAACAUCGAUGGCAGCACCCGGCGGAAUCUGAUUCAACAGUUCAACUUGAUCCCGGUGCCCCCGGGCAUGGCGCCGCCUGGCGGCACUGCCGAGGGGGCCGGGCGCGCUGGCGGCGGCGGCGGCGGCGGCGGCGGCGGCGGCGGCGGCGGCGGCGCGCCGCGACGCUCGCGCUGGAUCUUCGGCAGCGACAGUUCAUCGGGCGCCGAGCUGGCCAUUCCGCUUGACCCGCCACCGCCCUUCGAUCGGCCGGGUGCCGGGGCGCCCGCCUCCGGUGGCCAGGCCGGAGCGCUUGGUGCCGCAGCCGAUGCCAAGGCCGCCCCCCUGGCCCAGGGUGCCGGUGGCCCGGGCAUCCGACCCGGUCAUGGGUCUGUCAUUCUCGACAUGGAUCGGAUGCUGGCUCUGCAGGAUGCCGAGGCUGGGCCGCCGCGUUUGCUUUUCGACGCGGUUCGCAAGGAGGUCCUCAUCCAGUUGGCGCACUUGAUGCGCAUGUGGGCCAGCAAGGACGAGGGCCGGCGGCUGAUGGCCCAGGCGACGGAGGCCCUGCGCCAGGCGGACGCCCGAGCCGAGGCGCGCCAGCGCGCCCACCCCCCCGCCUGGGCCGAUGCCGUCCGGGCUGACGCAGCCCGGGCCAAUGCCGAGCCGGUGCCCCGGUCAGUUCCGCUGCCGGUGCCCGACAUGGCCCCGGCGUCGGUGCCCGACAUGGCCCCGGCGUCGGUGUCCGACAUGGCCCCGGCGUCGGUGUCCGACAUGGCCCCGGCACCGGUGUCCGACUUGACCCCGGCACCGGUGCCCGAUGCCCCUCUUGACAUUGAGCCGGCGUCGGCCUCUGACGAGUAA